Truncatella angustata is the source of this 2139-nucleotide messenger RNA. Its product is annotated as Pleckstrin homology domain-containing protein. NCBI's taxonomy places the organism in Eukaryota, Fungi, Ascomycota, Sordariomycetes, Amphisphaeriales, Sporocadaceae. The transcript is spliced from 2 exons. Bases 166 to 1767 code for a protein of 533 amino acids. The record is from RefSeq and is a predicted model, not a curated record.
UCUUUCAUUCCUCAAAACAAAGCAGAUUUCUGUUGAAGAUCAGUACUCGUGAUCUCGCAUCUGCCACCACACGAUCAAGUAUUCAGUAUUUGUCGUGUUCUUUCUGUUCAGUGAUACCCACAUCUUUUUUUGAUACCCCAAAUUUCUCUUUUCACCUAAUUCACAAUGGCCGACGUCCAGAAGCCCGUUCAGGUCCCUGAGACCACCCCGGCCAUCACUGCUGAGCCCGUUGUCCCCGAGGCUACUGCUGUUGAGCCUACUGCCGCAGCUGAGACUCCCGCUGUCACUGAGGCCAAGACCGAGGAGACUCCUGUUGCCGACGCCGCCGCUCCCGCUGAGGAGGCCAAGAAGGAGGUCAUCCCUAUCGAGAAGGGUCGUCUUGACCACAAGGCUUCCCCUGCCAGCUUCCCCAAGAACUUGAUCUUCAGUAGCCAGGAAUUCUGGUUCGGUUCUGAGCCCGUUGCCUCGGAGAAGCUUACACACUACAUUCAGUCCGAGAAGGCUACUGAUGUUGCCCACCACGUCGCCGCUUGGGCAGCUGAGACCGGCAAGGGCCUGCUAUUCUACGGAAAGGAGUCUAGCAACCCUACUGGUGUCAUCCAGCUCGCUGAGGCAAGCGAGCCUACCACCGAUGGCCACCAGAAGUUCACCGUUGUCACCAAGGGUCACAAGCACGUCUUCAAGGCUGCCAACUCUGCCGACCGUGACAACUGGGUCGAACAAUUGAAGCUCAAGAUCGCUGAGGCCAAGGAGCUUGCUACUACCGUUACCGAGUCUGAGUCAUAUAAGAAGACUCUCGAGACCUUGAAGCCCACUCCUGCUGCCAAGAAGGAGGAGAAGCCUGUUGUUGCCGCUGAGACCCCUGCUGCCCCUGCUACUGAGGAGGCAGCUGCUCCUGCUGUCGAGGCUCCCAAGGAGGAGGCUAAGGAGGAGCCCAAGCGUCGCUCUGCUAGCCGCAAGCGAACCAGCAUCUUCGGCAGCCUUCUGAACAAGAAGGAGGAGGUCAAGGAAAAGAAGGAGGAGAAGAAGGAGGACAAGGCUGCCGAAGAGACUCCCGCUGUCACUGAGCCCGCUGUCGCUGAGCCCGCUCCCGUCACCGAGGCCGCUGUCGCCCCUGUGGCUGAGGCACCCGUUGAGAGCACAGAGACUGCUCCCGUCGCUGCUGAGGAGAAGGCUACCGAGGCACCUAAGGAGAAGCCUGUCCCCACCAAGCGUGCCAGUCUUUUCGGCAGCUUGUCCUUCGGCAAGAAGCGCGCUGAGCCUGAAGCUGCUGCCGCGCCUGUCAAGGAGACCGCUCCCGCCUCGGAGGUCGCCCCCGUCACCGACAACGCCCCCGUCAUCCCCGCUGUAGAGACUACGGAGCCCCUUUCUGCCGAGGUUGCCUCGCCCGCUACCGUUCCUACUGAGACUACCGAGGUCGCUCCUGCUACCAACGGUGAGACCAAGAAGGAGGUUAAGAGCGAGAAGCGCAAGUCUAGCAUGCCUUUCGCUUUUGGCAAGAAGGAGAAGUCUGCUUCUUCGGACGAGGAGACUGAGAAGAAGUCCUCUCCUUUCUCCAAGCUCCGCCAGACUAUCAAGGGUAAGGGCAAGACCGAGAAGGCCGCCGCCGCACCUGUUGAGGAGACUCCUGUUGUCCCCGAGACUGCUGAGGCCCCCGUCGAGCCUGUAGCCGAGACUGAGGCCGCCCCUGCCGUCGAGGCUCCCGUUGCCGAGGAAGCCACUGCUGAGAAGCCUGCCGCCACCCCUGCUGUCGCCGCCACUGCAUAGAGUGUUACGCGAGCAAUGCACCGCAUCUGGGGUAGAGAUUCGCCCAACAGCUAUCGUACCCUGUUGUAGUCGCGGUUUCCUAUUUUACGAAACGGAUUUGCAUUUCCAUGAUACCCAGUCAUCUUUUGGUGGAGGAAGUUGCGAUACACACGACUUUGGUUUUUUUUUGUUAUGCAUCGUCAGUGCCUUUCCUUUGCUGAUACCCAGUAUACUAAGCGCGAUACCAAAAUUUCAUAAAAUCAUGAGGGAAGGAGCAGCAUAUGGGGGUAUGUUUAGAAUGGAAGUCAAUUCCUCGCCACUUAGGGCAAGAGCGUAGUGUCUUCGUACCAUUCAUGUAAUAGCUAAUAAACACACUGAGAUAGUAUUUAUGUC